Daphnia carinata is the source of this 1750-nucleotide messenger RNA. Its product is annotated as microtubule-associated protein RP/EB family member 1-like. The record is from RefSeq and is a predicted model, not a curated record. The transcript is spliced from 2 exons. Lineage: Eukaryota; Metazoa; Arthropoda; Branchiopoda; Diplostraca; Daphniidae. Bases 189 to 1307 code for a protein of 372 amino acids.
CAACCCAAGGACGAUCAGAACCAGGUGAACCGCCUAACGAGUUUACAGGUGACAAACCCGAAGAGAGAAAAAAAGGCAGUGGCUGAAAGCAGUGCGACUUAUAAAAAGUAAGAGCAAGCGUUCAGAAUGAGAUCAAUCGUUUUUCGGUUACCGUGCUGCAAUCACUGUGCUCAAAAUCAGUCGGCAACAUGCGUCGUUCGUUCAGCUUAGUGUUUACGUUACUGUUUAUGGGGAUAGCACUGAGCGUUAUGUUGGUCACCUGUGCACCUCCCGAAAGUCGGACGACAUACCCGAAUACAUUUUUCAGAAAGAAAUCCACUUCGUCCUACUCGGUAAAACCGACCACCGACUACAAACCGGUUCCAACGGUCACCUAUAAACCGGCUGUUCCAUCAGUGACAACGCACAAGCCAACAACGAUCGUACCUGUUUACAAAGCGUUCGCUGUGCUACCGACGACGACGUACCAGCCCUUCACAGAAUCAAAGGCUCCUAUCGCAGCAUCGUACGCGAAAAACACUUUCUUCAAAGCCAAAUCUGCUGGAGUGUCUUCGGGAAAACCAACGGAAGCACCGGCCGUGAUAAGAUAUACUCCUCCGUCAGCUGGCAACGAUAUCCAACUUGAUCCAUCGGCAAACGGGAAGACCGGAUUAUACGCCAACACGUUUUUCAAGAAUAAGCCGAAGGCAUAUGUUGAAAGCAAUUAUAACAAGGUAACAACAGCUGCGACAACAACAUCGUCGGUGGUAAUUAGUCCAGUGAAAAUCUCUGAGCCAGUUAACGAAGGUGAUGUGAAACCAGCGAAGAAAGUGUCGUACACCAAUACCUAUUUCAAGGCGAAGCCGGCCAUUGUUUCCACUCAAAUACCUGCGUUGGAGAAUCACGCGGCCAAGUUAAGCUCCAAUGAUUCGUCGUCGGAGGAAUCGUCGGAAGAGAGCCAUGGUUUAGGAAGUACAUCGGAAACGUCGGAGGAAUCAUCGGAAGAGGAGGGUGCGUCCGAGGAGAAAGGUGAGGAAGAGGCAUCGCAAGAAGGUGAAGAGCACGAGGAGGGAAACGAAUCGAACGAAGAAGAAAAGGAAGAGGGCAAUGAAAAAACUGAAGGAAAGAAAGAAGAUGAGAAACAAGAUGAAAAAGAAGUUAAGAAAGAAGAAUCCAAGGAUAAAGUCGACGCCAAACUCGUUCAGAAAGAAACUUUGCCACCUCAGAGACCAACCGUCAGCAGCGUUCAGCUCGUUCACGAGAAAAAGGAAGCGAAACCAGUAUUUUUGGCAUUCAAAAAGAUGAGGUCGAAACCAAACUCUGCAUAAAUUAUUCCAUUUGCCACACGAAGACGUUCGUACGACUUAAUAACGAUGCUCAAUGAAGAUUCUUUAUACUUUUACCAUUUUGGCCAUAAUUCUAUUUAAUAAUAUAUUUUACCUCUAUUCGAAUAUAUAAACUACAGUAUUUAUUAAUAUAAAAUCAUUGCCGGCUAUUAGUCCGAUUCAUUAUAGUUCGGACGUACAUAUUAUUCUUAAUAGCCCGGUAAACCCAUUUUCAAAGGCAAAGGUUUAAAAAGAAAGUGCAAUUGAUCAAACAAAUAUUUACUAUUGUAAAGAGCUUAGGCUGCAUAAGAAGCCAUGAGAAACGAUUGUAUCUUUUCGGUGUGUAAAACGAUAUCUUUUUUUUAAUUGUGGUUUCGGUCUAUGUACCAAGAGCGGAAACCCUUGAAAGCCUCGUAAUGGUCAAUACAGUUUCUUAAUGACCCACA